UUUGCAUUCCGCUUUCGUUUACGAACAGGGCUCAAUAUAACGCACCAAAGUUUCUUUAUUACGUGCUCCCAAAAUCAUCUUCCUUUCCUACAAAUCCUUGACUCUCUUCUACUCUCACCAUCUUCCCCUUCAGAUUUACUAUCUAUCUAACCUUACUAGAGUUGAGAAAGUUUAGAGCGAGAAUGAAGUGGUGGUUUUGUUGGGGUAGCUCUUACAGUUAAUCCAUUGUUGCUCUCGGAUCCAAGAUACUGAAUACAAGAAGUCUGCAAAGAGUAGAAUGGCUGGCUUAGACUUCCCUAGUCACACAUCUUGUUUAAUCAGAUUCUUUUGAUUUUUUGACUUAAUCUCUUUCCCAGCAGAAGCAGCCACAAAGAAAUACCAAUUUGAUAUUCAAGUUAAGAAUGUCCAAUAUAAAGUAGUGUAUGUGUGGGAGAUAAGUUUGCAAUUUGGGGAAAAAAUUCAUUGUCAAGUUCUUACCAAUUUUGUUGAUCUGGCCUGCUAUUUAUGUCACGAGUCUUGCUGCUGUAGAGCUACUUUGGGUGCGCGAGGAAGGUCAGCAGAUUAUUGACUCUGUUGAUGUUACAUGUGGUUUAAGCCUGGGAGAAUAUACUGCUCUGGCUUUUGCUGGGGCUUUCAGAUUGGAGCCUUUCUGCACUUGUACCACGUGGAUGGGGUUCAAUGCCAAUCUCAUAUGAAUCGAAUUGUUAGUGAGGCAAAUGGUGAUCUCCAUCCUUUUUGGAAGAAUAUACUUGGUUUCUGUGACAAAAUCGGGUUGCUUAACGGUUCAUGACUUUGAAGCUCUCUAUUGCCAGACACAGGAAUUAACUUGCUUGAAAGAUUGUGAAAGCAAGCAUUUGCUGCACCUCUCACAGAAUCGACAACUUGAUACCGUCAGAUGGAAUCUGCUUAACCAGGAUGAGGUUGUCUGUGCAUCUGUAAAAAGUAAUGAACUACUUAUAUUUGAUGUGGGAUAUGUCUCAUCAGAACCAGUUGAAGGUGCAAGAACUGCCUCAGCUAUCGAAUCAUUUGCGUUAGAGCAGAUGGAAGUAAAUGUUGUUCCUCCAGAAGUGACCGAGCUACAUGGUCCAGAUGUUAUUGAAGAGAAAUGUGGUUCUGCCGCAAUCUGUCUUGCAUUCCUUCUUGACAUUUUGGAUUCCAAGGCUGAGGGGAGAAACAGAUAACUUCAGCAGUUAUUAUCAGAUGCAGAGAAGUUUAAAAGGAGCCCUUACAGAUUUAAUCUUAAUUUUCUACCUCAUUCCUCUGCUAUGUUGGUGUUGUAUCCGCCAAGGAGCCCAUCUUUUGAACUAAGCUAAUCCUUAUUUUGUUUUCUUAUGUAAUUGCCGAAUAUGUAUGGAGUUUCAUCCAUUUU
Gastrolobium bilobum is the source of this 1369-nucleotide messenger RNA. RefSeq lists its product as uncharacterized. The transcript is spliced from 12 exons. Bases 717 to 1181 code for a protein of 154 amino acids. Gene Ontology annotation, biological process: response to endoplasmic reticulum stress. NCBI's taxonomy places the organism in Eukaryota, Viridiplantae, Streptophyta, Magnoliopsida, Fabales, Fabaceae. Gene Ontology annotation, molecular function: protein-disulfide reductase activity; protein disulfide isomerase activity. Gene Ontology annotation, cellular component: endoplasmic reticulum lumen. The record is from RefSeq and is a predicted model, not a curated record.